Molecule: messenger RNA, 1888 nt
Organism: Penaeus monodon (black tiger shrimp)
Lineage: Eukaryota; Metazoa; Arthropoda; Malacostraca; Decapoda; Penaeidae
Product: spermine oxidase-like
Exons: 5
Coding region: 209-1858 (549 amino acids)
Molecular function (GO): polyamine oxidase activity
Source: RefSeq, a predicted model, not a curated record
UAAAAGACAUUACAUCGGCUGAAUAAAAGGGCCAUAGACUAAACAGAACGACUUAUCAUCAAAACAUACACUACUUUCGAUACAUCCAUUCCACACAGUGGACCAAGACUAAACCGAAAAUAACAAUAACAACAAAAAGCCAUUGGCUGCGAGGCCAGCGAGAGGAGUGCGCCUGAGGUGGCAACACUGGGUGCUCGAAGAUGUAAACAUGUCUGCGAGGAAGGCAGACGACACGGGGGGCGAGGAGAACCAAAAUGAGUGUUUUCAGACGUGCAGAGUGGUUAUCAUCGGCGCGGGCAUGGCAGGAUUAUCGGCGGCGAAUCACCUGAUGAAAAAUAACAUCCAUGAUUUCGUGAUACUUGAAGCUAGGAACAGAGUUGGAGGUCGGAUCAUCGCUAUCACCAUCGAUGGACGGAAAAUGGAACUUGGUGCUAACUGGAUCCAUGGCAUCCUGGGGAAUCCUAUAUAUGAAUUGGCUUCUGCAAAUGGAUUGGUGAAUAUCAUACAGGAUAAUAAACCUCACAAUGUUGUGGCAACACUUCCUGAUGGUCGAAGAGUUCCAUUUCACAUAGUACAGGAAAUCUAUGAUGCCUACUUUUGGUUCUUCAAGCGCUGUGAGGAAUAUUUUUUGUGUAAAUAUAUUCCUCCAGAUGGUAUUGAGAGUGUUGGUGCCCACAUAAGGUUAGAGAUAUCCAUAUACCUUGAGCAGUUCCCUGAGCACGAGAGACACAUUAGAAACCUUAUCUUCAACUACCUCCUCAACCGAGAAACAUGCAUUAGUGGUUGUAACACCAUGGAAGAAAUAGACCUCAUGGAAAUUGGCAGUUACACAGAACUUCCAGGAGGGAAUGUUGUACUGCCAGGUGGCUACAGUAGCAUCCUUGGGCCACUAACAAAAGAUAUUGACGAAGAGAAGUUACUCAAAGGUCAUCCUGUUGUAUCAGUGAGAUGGAAACCCCCACUAAAUGGCUUCAGUACAACUGACUCAGGGCUUGGGCAAGACCUUACGAACAAGCCCGAAGAAAAUUCAGAAUAUCUAGUAUCAGAGAGUGGAACAAGUGGUAGGCAACCAAGUACAUCUCCAGCAAGGAAGGCUAGGGCAAAGGUGGAGGUGGUUUGCCAAAAUGGGAAAAAGUUUUUUGCAGAUCAUGUAAUUUGCACAAUUCCAUUAGGUGUAUUGAAGGAAAAUGGAAAGACUGUGUUUGAUCCACCACUCCCAGAAUAUAAAAUGGAUUCUAUAAACAGGUUGUGCUUUGGUGUUGUAGACAAAAUCUACUUAGAAUAUGAGAGACCCUUUCUUAACCCUGGCCUUACAGAAGUGCUGUGUCUGUGGGACCCCAUUGAUCCAAAUGAACCCAUCAAUGAAAGAUGGUUCAAGAAGAUUUAUUCCUUCUCAAAGGUCACUGAGACAUUGCUCCUGGCAUGGAUUUCAGGAGACGAAGCUAAAUAUAUGGAAACACUUCCGUUUGACGUGGUGUCAGAAAAAUGUACUGCCAUCCUUCGACAAUUUCUCAAUGAUCCUUUCAUACCAAAGCCAAAGAGGUGUAUCAACACUACUUGGUGGUCACAGCCUUAUACUCGCGGCUCAUAUACAGCAGUAGGUGUAGGGGCCUCUCAGGUUGACAUCACAAAUAUUGCACAUCCAUUGUAUAUGCAACCAACAUGCAGCAAACCUGCAGUGUUAUUUGCUGGAGAGCACUGUCACCCAAGCUUCUAUUCAACAGUUCAUGGAGCCUAUUUAUCUGGACGAGAAGCUGCACAGACAUUAUGUGUACCAGACACUCCACCUGAGGUUGUUCUAGAUGUUGAAGGAACUGCUGAUCUCUCUUCAUGGAUAGAAGGAAUUUCCUUAAAUUAGUUUUGUUUUUCCUCAAGGCAGGCAUUACAC